Molecule: messenger RNA, 1683 nt
Organism: Aegilops tauschii subsp. strangulata
Lineage: Eukaryota; Viridiplantae; Streptophyta; Magnoliopsida; Poales; Poaceae
Product: probable glucuronosyltransferase Os02g0520750
Biological process (GO): glucuronoxylan biosynthetic process; plant-type secondary cell wall biogenesis
Molecular function (GO): glycosyltransferase activity
Source: RefSeq, a predicted model, not a curated record
UCUGUCGUCGCAAGCAACAAAACAAACCCCUGGUUUCGCUCUCUUCUUCCUCCUCCCUCUCCACCCCCCUGAUUAAAGGGCUGCUCCCGCAUCUUCUUCCCUGCCCCCCUCUCCGGGAAGCCUCUGCUUUCUACCUAGCUGAGCAAGUUGGCGCCCAUGGUGGGCGCGAGGCAUGGGCGGCUUCUUCCUGUGGCGGCCCUCCUUGUGGCCGCCUGCUUCUCCCUUCUCUUGCUACCGCCGGCGGCCGCCGUCGACGAGCUGGAUGGGAGCGGGAGGGAGGCUCAGCGGAACACCGAGCGCAUCUCAGGAAGUGCUGGUGAUGUUCUAGAAGACAAUCCUGUUGGCAAGUUGAAGGUUUUCGUCUACGACUUGCCAAGCAAGUACAACAAGAGGCUUGUCACCAAGGAUCCCCGAUGCCUCAACCACAUGUUUGCCGCUGAGAUAUUCAUGCACCGUUUCUUGCUCUCUAGUGCAGUGAGGACGGUUAAUCCUGAAGAGGCCGAUUGGUUCUACGCUCCUGUUUACACUACUUGUGAUCUAACUCGUGCUGGACUUCCGUUACCGUUCAAGUCUCCAAGGAUGAUGAGAAGCGCGAUCCAGUUCAUUUCAAAGAGGUGGCCUUUCUGGAAUAGAACUGAUGGAGGAGAUCAUUUCUUUGUCGCUCCACAUGAUUUUGCGGCAUGCUUUCACUACCAGGAAGAGAAUGCUAUUGCGCGUGGAAUUCUUCCGUUGCUACGCCGUGCUACAUUGGUUCAAACAUUUGGACAGAAGAAUCAUGUUUGCUUGAAAGAGGGGUCUAUUACAAUACCACCAUUUGCGCCACCACAGAAAAUGCAGGCCCACUUGAUUCCUCCUGAUACUCCCCGUUCAAUCUUCGUUUACUUCAGAGGUUUGUUCUAUGACAAUGGGAACGACCCUGAGGGUGGGUAUUACGCAAGAGGUGCUCGAGCUUCAUUGUGGGAGAACUUCAAGAAUAAUCCUCUGUUUGAUAUCUCCACCGAACACCCUGCCACUUACUACGAAGAUAUGCAGCGCUCCGUCUUCUGCUUAUGUCCGUUGGGGUGGGCGCCAUGGAGUCCUAGGUUGGUGGAGGCUGUGGUUUUUGGCUGCAUUCCAGUCAUCAUAGCUGACGACAUCGUGCUGCCUUUCGCGGAUGCAAUCCCUUGGGACGAAAUUGGUGUUUUUGUUGAUGAGGAGGAUGUGCCAAAGCUUGAUUCAAUUCUGACAUCGAUUCCGAUUGAUGAUAUCCUAAGGAAGCAAAGAUUGCUCGCCAACCCAUCAAUGAAGAAGGCCAUGCUGUUCCCGCAGCCAGCGCAACCUAGAGAUGCAUUCCAUCAGAUUCUAAAUGGCCUUGCUCGCAAACUCCCGCACCCAGAGACCAUAUACUUACAACCAGGUGAGAAGCAUCUCAACUGGACAGCUGGGCCUGUUGGAGACUUGAAGCCUUGGUAACAUAAAAGCUUCCUUGCAAGACCUGGCUUUGUUGAUCUUGUGAAAAGUUCUGUUUCUUUUAUCACCUUUCUCUGAGAAGUCCGAAGAUCCAUAGAAUUAUACGAUAUUGAAGUGUGUUAUAUCCUCUGAUGUCACUCAACUAAAAAUAGUGGAUCUUACAUAAACGGUUGUAACGUUGUAACUGUAUUAAUUGUAUAAAGAAGUAAAGAAAUGAAAUGAGUGUUCUUGUCA